Dendroctonus ponderosae (mountain pine beetle) is the source of this 2543-nucleotide messenger RNA. RefSeq lists its product as uncharacterized. The coding region runs from base 429 to 1445 and encodes 338 amino acids. Lineage: Eukaryota; Metazoa; Arthropoda; Insecta; Coleoptera; Curculionidae. Gene Ontology annotation, molecular function: protein dimerization activity; DNA-binding transcription factor activity. The transcript is spliced from 2 exons. The record is from RefSeq and is a predicted model, not a curated record.
CCUGCCGACCCAACAAAUUCCUUCCCAGCAGGACUGCUGUUAACUCUCACACUUGUCCAGACAGCUGGCGCCAACCUGCCCCUCUUCCCUCCUUGGCGGCCGACACUGCCGCUUUACAACAAAAACAAUCAUGUCACCCGCCUUCAGUCCGCAAACCAUUGCCGAAGCAUGAAGAUGGAGGGUUAGCCAAUCCACUGGCUUCAAAGGAUCGGUGAGAUCAGUUGUUCUUGAGCAAGUCGACUGUCCGUGCCGAAGAACUUCAGUUAGAGUGCGCUCUACAGUCGAGUGGGUUAACUUUGAGGACUUUUCAAUUCGUUAGUGCCAAACAUUUUUUAAAGCAAGACUGAGUUAAUUAGUAAACGUGUUCUGUGAUUGAUGGUGAAAAACUUUUUUUGUAAAAGUGCAAUUUGUUUAAACUUCAUGGUAUUAUGACGAAUGGGAAUUUCAAGUUAAGAAUUAAAGUUUCUACAAUGACAACAUCGAUUCAUGAAGACAUCGGGUCCUGUUCGGCGUACGAUUACAUGGACCAUGAUGUCCACUCACCAACAGAUAGCAGCGAAGACAGCGUGGAAGUUAAAGUGUCCACCAUCACCUUAAAUCACAAAAAGAGGAAACUAGAGGAGGAUGCCAGAACACAGACAGCAUUUUCCAGACCUCUGAAAAAGCGGAUGUGUUUCAAACUGAAGGCGGAUGCAGACGAUGUUAGUGCCGGUAAAACUCCGUUCCGUCCUUGGAGCCCCGAUAAAAACAGUUCGUUGGAUCCUGUACUACAAUCAACAGCCCAGAAUUUUGCAGUGCCUUUUCCAAUUAAAGUAGAAAACAAUAGUCCGAUUCCUGUGAAACCUAGUGUUAGUGCUUUUUGUUAUUUUCGGCCACCGUCGCCUUUGCAAGUUGCUCAACAAAUCGAACCAGUGUCUCUUGUGAUAAAACGUGAAAAAGAUGACUCAUCAAGUACAAAAUCUGACGAUCUGAGGGUGCCCGCUCAUCCUCAGAUCACCAAACUUUCCACAGCGGAAACGGAGCGUAUGAUACUCAAAACUAAUGAACACUUUCCGACUUUGCAAGUGCGGCCACCAUCCUCAAACCCGGAGUCUUACAGUCCAAACGACAAAAGGGCUGAACAGAAACGAGAACAAAGGAAUUAUAAAAAUAUGACUAGAGAACGUCGGAUAGAAGCAAAUGCACGCGAACGUACAAGAGUGCACACAAUUUCUGCUGCUUUUGAUACUUUAAGACGCUCGGUACCAUCCUACUCACACAACCAAAAACUUUCGAAACUAUCAGUUUUGAGAAUCGCUUGCUCGUAUAUUAUGACAUUGUCGAGUUUGGUCCAAGAUGAUGAUUCGCAGACUGCCGAAGCUUCAACAUCGGAAUGUGUGGAUUUGGUAUCGCGAACAAUUCAAAGAGAAGGGAAAUUGCGAAAGAAGAAAGACGACAAUGAUUAAUCUGCCAACUGUUCAUUUGCAGAAUUUCCUCACGAGAAAUAACGUUCCUAAGUUUGUUUUUAAGUAAUCACAAAAUUACAUUUCAUUUGAUCUGGUAGGCCUACGGAAGAAAUUUAGUGUUUCAAAACAACAUAAUUAAGCUAUCUAGUUAUUAGAAUUGCCUGAAUUAGCUGUAACACUGUAAAACAAUCUCAAUUAAAAGAAAAAUAUUUGAUCUUCCUUAAGUUUGCUUUAUUGGUCUGAUGACGAUGACUGAAGAUGAUGAUUCGCAACUUCCGAAGCUUCCACAUCGGAAUCUAUGGAUUUAGUAUCGCGAACGAUUCAAAGAGAAUGCUAAUUUAGCAAAAAGAAAGGCAACGCUGAUUAGUAUGAAAAUUAUGCAUGCGCACAAUUUCCUGACGAGAAAUAACGUUCCUAAGUUUGUGUUAAAAGAAUGACAAAAUUACAUUUCAUUUAAUCUGGCCUACGGAAGAAAUUUAGUGUUUCAAAACAAAAUGAUAAAGCUAUCUAGUUAUUAGAAUCGCCCGAAUUAGCUGUAACAACACUGUGAAAGAAUCUCAAUUUAAAAAAUAUGUUUAAAGUUCAUUAAGUUUGCUUUAUUAUUUCUAAGUGUGUACUUAUUUUUGUAAAUUCUUGUAUAAUUUAUUUUUACAACAAAGAACCCCAUAUGUGUUAUUAUGAGCAAAAAAUCAGCAUUCUAUCAGAUUCUCGAUUAUAUUGUAACUCCACAUUUUUUCCAGUACAUUCUAGUUCAAAUGAGUGCUGUAGUACCUGUUUGUUAUCUGAUAGAUAUUGGCGAUCAUUUUUAUCUCUCUUGAAUGAUAAUUAUUUGAAUGAUUUAAUGACAUUUUUGAAAGAUUCUUAUCCUGCAGACAAUUGACUGCUUAUCUGGAAAACCAUAUACAUAAUGCAUUCUUAAUCAAAUAAGUUUGUUGUAUAACAUUAAUUUACUUCCUACCUAAUCGGUUUAUUAUUAAAUUAUUCAAUAUAUUUCAACGGAAAAUUUGGUGAUAAUUUUUCUGGGUUUUUCAAAUAUGUAUGUUGCCUUUAUGCUCAUUGUAAUACGUAUUUAUUUGACAAUAAAAAGUUAAAAACCUA